AUGAGCGGGCGCAGGUGUCAUGUUCAAGACAAGCGCCAUCAUGUUUCUGAGGAUAUUACAUUUGAUUUAGCCACCGAGCUUCGCGCGGCGACAAGGGACCUCCACAAUGCCCUAAAUUCUACCAUUAUCCAUCGACUACCCCUCGGUCUCCCACCAGUAGCCACCUCCCCACAACUGUACGGCCUAGGAAUCUCCCGUUUUGCCAGAUUAUACAAUGUCCUCGAGAGCGAAUGGGCCGGUUAUAUUACUUCUCCCCAGCGCAACACUGCCGCGGACACUAAGUAUCGAGCCAUUCUUGAUAGCGCCUUUAUGUUAGAGAUUGCCCGUAGUCGACGGCUCUCUUCUGAUCUCGCGAAUCUCAGGGCCGUGUGGGGUGAGAUAGACAGCCCGUGCAACGAUGCCGCCCUCCGUCGCGCAGUCGACCACAUCUCAGCCUCGAUCAAGGCCAAGCCAUAUGUCGUUCUGGCGUAUGCAUGGAUCAUGUACAUGGCGCUUUUCAACGGGGGUCGAUGGAUUCGAGAACAGCUGGUAAGAGCGGGGCCGGGGUUCUGGUUUGUCGCGAGCACGUCAGAGAAGCGGCUUUCUUCGGAGUCGGUUAAACAGUCGUGUUUGUCAUUUUGGUAUUUUGAUGGCGACGAGGAUGGCGAGGAUUUGAAGAAUCUCUUCAAGGCAAAGCUGACCACGGCAUCCAUGUGUCUAACGAAGAAGGAAACCGAGGAUGUAGUCGUCGAGGCGCAGGCGUUGUUCCAGCAUAUCCUAAACAUUGUUCUGGAAAUCGAUACGGUUGCUCAGUCGCGUCACCCGCAGUCUCUAGCUAUUCAAAGGAACUCUUUGUCGAGCUUUGAUCCCUUUCUGAUUAUGUUUGUUUUAAUCAUGGGAGGGUUCUUUGGGCAUUAUCUUGGCCUCCAGACUUCUGUUACUAAGAUAUUUAAUAAUUAA
Molecule: messenger RNA, 939 nt
Organism: Talaromyces proteolyticus
Lineage: Eukaryota; Fungi; Ascomycota; Eurotiomycetes; Eurotiales; Trichocomaceae
Exons: 2
Coding region: 1-939 (312 amino acids)
Biological process (GO): heme oxidation
Molecular function (GO): heme oxygenase (decyclizing) activity
Source: RefSeq, a predicted model, not a curated record